GACCUGUAGGAGCUGGAGUGGGAGCACCGGGAGCACGAAUUCUUUCCGAGUCCCUGGCAUCCCCAGAAGCUUCAACUCUGGAGGCGAUGGGUCGAAAGGAAGAAGAUGACUGCAGCUCCUGGAAGAAACAAACCACCAACAUCCGGAAGACCUUCAUCUUCAUGGAAGUGCUGGGCUCAGGUGCUUUUUCGGAAGUGUUCCUGGUGAAGCAGAGAGUCACCGGGAAGCUCUUCGCCCUGAAGUGCAUCAAGAAGUCACCCGCCUUCCGGGACAGCAGCCUCGAGAAUGAGAUCGCUGUGUUGAAAAAGAUCAAGCAUGAAAACAUCGUGACCCUGGAGGACAUCUACGAGAGCACCACUCACUACUACCUGGUCAUGCAGCUAGUUUCUGGCGGGGAGCUCUUUGACCGGAUCCUGGAGCGGGGUGUCUACACCGAGAAAGAUGCCAGCCUGGUGAUCCAGCAGGUCUUGUCGGCCGUGAAAUACCUCCAUGAGAAUGGCAUCGUCCACAGGGACUUAAAGCCUGAAAACCUCCUGUACCUCACCCCCGAAGAGAACUCUAAGAUCAUGAUCACAGAUUUUGGUCUGUCCAAGAUGGAACAGAGCGGUGUCAUGUCCACUGCCUGUGGGACCCCAGGCUACGUUGCUCCGGAAGUGUUAGCCCAGAAACCCUACAGCAAGGCUGUGGAUUGCUGGUCCAUUGGCGUCAUCACUUACAUACUGUUGUGCGGGUAUCCUCCUUUCUACGAAGAAACCGAGUCUAAGCUUUUUGAGAAGAUCAAGGAGGGUUACUAUGAAUUCGAGUCUCCGUUCUGGGAUGACAUUUCGGAGUCCGCCAAGGAUUUCAUCUGCCACUUGCUGGAGAAAGACCCGAGUGAGCGGUACACCUGUGAGAAGGCCUUGCGGCACCCCUGGAUUAAUGGAAACACCGCCCUCCACCGGGACAUCUACCCAUCAGUCAGCCUUCAGAUCCAGAAGAACUUUGCCAAGAGCAAGUGGAGGCAAGCCUUCAACGCUGCGGCCGUGGUGCAUCACAUGCGGAAGCUGCACAUGAACCUGCACAGUCCGGGCAUCCGCCCCGAGCUGGAGAACAGGCCUCCUGUGACUAAAGCCUCCGAGGCCUCGAGACCCAGCUCCCCUGAGAUCGCCAUCACCGAGGCCCCCGCCCUGGACCAGAGCGUGGCACUCCCUGCCCUGACCCGGCUGCCCUGCCAGCAUGGCCUCCGGCCUACAGCCCGUGGUGGCAGGUCCCUCAACUGCCUGGUCAACGGCUCCCUCCGCAUCAGCAGCAGCCUGGUGCCCAUGCAGCAGGGGCCCCUGGCCGUCGGGCCCUGUGGCUGCUGCUCCAGCUGCCUGAGCGUCGGGAGUAAAGGGAAGUCCUCUUACUGCUCUGAGCCCACGCUCCUCAGAAAGGCCAACAAAAAACAGAACUUCAAAUCCGAGGUCCUGGUGCCCGUCAAAGCCAACGGCAGCUCCCACUGCCGGGCGGGGCAGACUGGAGUCUGUCUCAUUAUGUGAUCCCAGAGGCCGGGCCCGUGUCACUGCAUUUCCAGGAGAGCUGGUCAACUCCUCUGCCCUUCCGAACCUGGGGUCUGCCCUGCAGCAGGAGGAAGGGGAGCAAGCAGAGCAGGGACGGUUUCCGGUCAGAAGCAGCCGACUGCCUCUCCCUGGGGCAGACCCUCACCGAAGGCCCGGGCGUGAGCCUCCAGGCGACAAGGCCUCACCAAAGCUGUGGGCAGGAGGAAUGGCACCCGCGGCUUCCAGGCCUCCCUGACCUGCUGCUCUGUGCCCUACACCCCACGUGCCGUGGCUCUGUGCAGUGUGCGUAGGUAGCUCUUGCCCAGGUCUGUGUUGUUUGUUGUGAAAAGCUUAACGGGCUGGCCAGGCUGUGUCACCUUCAGAGCAAAGCCAUAAGGAACAUCUGCCCGGACUCCCUGCUCAGCUCACAUCCGCUCCUGCCUCUCGGGCCUCCAUCCUCUUGGCCAGGACGGGCUCAUCCAUGUAGCCACCUGCCCACCCGCAUGAAUGACAGGCAGCUCCGCAGUCUGCCUGUGAGCUCUCAAAGUUUGGACUUUUAACUCCAGUGUUAGCUCUUAACCGUGCGGAGACCUCCAGCU
Messenger RNA from Molossus molossus (Pallas's mastiff bat), 2116 nucleotides. It is a transcript of the gene CAMK1G, whose product is annotated as calcium/calmodulin dependent protein kinase IG. The transcript is spliced from 13 exons. Gene Ontology annotation, molecular function: calcium/calmodulin-dependent protein kinase activity; calmodulin binding; ATP binding. Bases 87 to 1517 code for a protein of 476 amino acids. Gene Ontology annotation, biological process: peptidyl-serine phosphorylation. Gene Ontology annotation, cellular component: intracellular anatomical structure. The record is from RefSeq and is a predicted model, not a curated record. NCBI's taxonomy places the organism in Eukaryota, Metazoa, Chordata, Mammalia, Chiroptera, Molossidae.